This is a messenger RNA of Talaromyces stipitatus ATCC 10500, 967 nucleotides long. RefSeq lists its product as uncharacterized. The record is from RefSeq and is a predicted model, not a curated record. The transcript has 3 exons. The coding region runs from base 1 to 861 and encodes 286 amino acids. NCBI's taxonomy places the organism in Eukaryota, Fungi, Ascomycota, Eurotiomycetes, Eurotiales, Trichocomaceae.
AUGAAUCGAUAUAGAAACGUCCCUGGCCAGCGCGGCCCUACCAAGGCGACUGCCAGCACCCUGUGCCAGAAAUGUCUUAAACGAGAUAACUAUGAAUGCAAGUCAACAGCUCAAGAACGGCCCUAUGUAUCCCGGCCUUCGCGCACACAGCAGUUACAGAACCCGGAUCUGGUACCGAAACUGAAGAAUGAGUCAAUGACCGAUCUGACUACAAGAACCAAUGGUCUUGCAGAUGAGAUUAUAGCAAAGCAAGAGCGAGAACGGGGAAGGAAACGAGAUCUUGAUGAUGAACCUUACGCCCAGUCCUCGAAACGGCCAAGGUCCAUGUCUUCACGCUCGUCAAUCUCGGUGUCUACAAUCUCAACAGGCCGGUCUCGAUCGGGGUCGCCGGGAUAUCGAGGCAAAUACAAGGACGAGGAACAAGAGCAAAACUCGCCGGCCUCAACCAUAAAUAGGUCCCGUCAGCGGAAGCGACGCUAUAGCGGUGAUUCGGUCUCAACUUCGUCGCCUUCACCUGAACGCCCGUCACGAGAUUGCAGCCUAGAUACAGAGGAACGAAAUACCCGCAGAAAACGGCGCGAAUACAGCCCACCGGAAAGAGGCCGAAAGAGAGACUCAUCUACUCGUGGUAGUCGCAGAGCCUACCAAUCAUCACAAAGUCGGAGUCAAGAGAGGAGUCGUAUCGCUGGAGGGCGACAGUCGAUGACACCAAUUACACAACAACAGCGGCAACAGCGUCGGAGAUCCCCUCAUCCUCGAGAUAGACCUACGCAGAGAAGAGAAGAGCCACAGCGAGACCGGAGUCUAAGUCCAUUCAGCAAGCGGCUUGCUCUUACUCAGGCUAUGAACAUGGGGCGGUAAUCUAGACUAUACUAUAUGCGAGCGUUGUACCUAUACUGUAUCUAUAUGAUUGUUCCUUAGCGUAUAUUGCAUUUUUAAAAAAUUCAUUCCGUAAUACAUGCCUUCC